Molecule: messenger RNA, 7489 nt
Organism: Tyto alba (common barn owl)
Lineage: Eukaryota; Metazoa; Chordata; Aves; Strigiformes; Tytonidae
Gene: RHEX
Product: regulator of hemoglobinization and erythroid cell expansion
Exons: 7
Coding region: 5217-5699 (160 amino acids)
Cellular component (GO): plasma membrane
Source: RefSeq, a predicted model, not a curated record
UCAGGCUGGGAAAAAGGACCAGGGCCAGGGUGAAUUCGUGCCGGUGUUUUCUGCCCCGUCUGCUCUCACAGGCCUCGGCUGCGGCCGGCGGCUCGUCCUGCUGAGGGGGUCUGCCCGGGGGGAUGGACACGGCCACGGAGCCGACGGACCGAUGGAAGCAAACCGACAAAACAUCCACGUGGUCCCCGCAGCCCCGGGGGGAGCUCAGCUCUGCUGUUCAUCACUGCCCCGCUCAGCGCUGGCAGCUCCCCGGCAGCGAAACCCCUCCGAGAGCCGGGGGGGAGCCGGGGUGCACCCUGGGGACCCCCUUACCUUUUGAAGCUGCUGGCCAGGGAGAGGCAGAGCACGGCGAGGAGGAGGAGGCGCUUCAUGCCGGCGACUUGGCGGGACGGGUGCGGGCAGCGCCGCGGCGUCGUUCUUAUAGCGACAGGUACACCCGCGCCCCGGUGCACCAGCGCCCGCGAUAACGCCCCUUUCAAUGUCAACACGGGGCUUUGGCAGCGGGAAUGAAUCACGGGCCACGUCCCAGGCGAGGCAGAGCGAGGGCCCCGGGGUCAAGUUUGGUUUUGUGGGCGAGGGGCCGGCGGAGCGGGGCGGUGAGCGGGGACCUGCCGGGCUGUGGCAGCUGCUUUUGGGGGGGGCAGCGAAGGUCCCGCUGCGGGAGCAGAACGGGGUCUGCACCCCAACGCUGGCUCCUUAUCCCCUGGAAAUCGCACAGCCCAGCUGAGCGGGUGGAACGCCCCCCCCAAAUUGCUCUGGGGGAGCCUUUCCCCUUUCCACGGGGUGCCCCACACCCUGACAGCUCUGAGGGGGUGCAAGGAAGGAAUGUGUCUGCAGCAUCCGGCAGCUGCUGAGCAAACUUUAAAAGGUAAAGGCUAAUUAGCAGUGAUGAACUGCUCGGGAAUCUGCAACUUUCCCUUUUAAAUAGCCGUCAGUGCCAUCAAAGCGCAGUCAGGAAGGAGCAGCUUUGCACAGGAGACAGUUACAUGUCACUUUACAGCCACUAACGGGCUCUUCCCCAGUGGCUGAUUUUCGUUUAACACAGGACGGCCGUCUCAUUAAGCCUCUGUGAAUGCGAAUAAAAAAUGCUAACGAACAAAUAAAGCCUUCAGAUCCAGAGGGGAGGCGGGUGGGGGGAGGCGAGGAUUUUCUUGCUGCCACCAUCCCUCCGACAUGCGGCUGAAGGCUUGUGAUGGUGCUGUGUCAUCUUUGUGGUUGUUUUUCACGUUUCUGAUGCUACAAGAACUGGUGACGGGUGUCAUGAAGGGAGUUGUUUUACCCAGUUUCCUGGGUGUGAGCUCGGAGACUCAGAGUCGGCGCUGAUGGCAGUUGCAGCCGUUUUUUCCAAGUCAAAUGAAAAUUCCCUGCACUUCCUCAUGCCCAGAAUCCAGUGCAAGACUUGGCCAUAUUUGUCCAAAAAAUUGGGGAAAAAAAAGGCUUUAUUUCAUCCAUACUUUCAACUGUACCUCAGUGUUUGCAAUACACUGCAUAUGCAGAUGGAAGAGCAGCUGCGUUUUCAGGACACGCUGCCCGUCCCUGCCUGCGCCUGGGGCAUCUGUGCCGCCUUUACGGCGGAGAGAGCCCAGAGUGACGGAGCCCAGCGUGCAGAAUUAUUUAUAAGUCUGGGGCCUUUGAAUCCAUCUUGUUAAUAAAACAGCAGAAAAAGAACCUUACAUUCAGUAGAAAUGCAAUGAAACAUGACUGCCAGCUACUGGAGCAUCCCAGGUCUUAUAAGAAAUAUAUGGCCUAUAUAUAGUCCUGUACUGCUUCCAGGCAGUAGCUGUCAUAAAGAGUGUCUUACCCCAUCCAGCUUUACAUACUUUCUCUCAGAUAUGUUAGAAAUAGCUUAUGCACCUUGCGUGAAAACUAUGCUUUACUCAUUUUAAGAAACCUGCUUUCAGGCUAAAAAUAAGUUUUCUGUGUUCUUUUUUUUUUUUUUUUUUUUUUUUUAAUAUAUAUUUCCUUUGGUUUAGCCACUUUCACGAUUAGCUCUGAUUCAAAUCGUACCCAAGCAGCAUUUUCUGAAAGGCCUUUUUUCUCUGCUUCUCAAAUACUUCUUCCACCUGUUAAUCUGUAUAUACAUCACUGAGCACUUGAAAGAGUGAAACCCUGCAAUAGCAAACACUCACUUUAAAAAAAAAAAAAUAAAUAAAAACAAGCAAGCUUCAGUUAAAUAUUUACCCAUGGCACAGAAGUGGUGGGUAAAGCAGGACUAAAAUCCCCCCGUGACGGAGCUGAUGGACGUGGUCCCUGCGAUCCCAGGGGAUGUGAGGGAAAUGUGGGCAGCGACUGGGCCACGACGGGGACCUGGCAGGGGACCCCAACUCCUGGGGAUGAACCUCGACGGUGGCUGGCACCUGGGCGUGAGUAGUGAUUUAGUGAUUUGCAGGAGCCGGUCUUCUCUUUGCCUUUAGAAAGUUGGGGGGAUGCACUGAGCUGCUGGGGUGCUAUCUCCCUGGGAGAGGGUCGCUGUGGUGGUGUGGGGAUGGUGGGGAUGUUUAAACACCAGCAGGCACCGUCCCCAUGAGUCAGGGACCCCGCGAGAAGGGGGAGCCCCUCGCUCCCUGCCCAUCUCCUGCCAGGGAAGGAGCGCAGAAGCUGCCGCAGGGCAUCUGCAGCACCAGGACACUGCUUGGGGGUGAGAGCUGCGAGAUCAGCUCCUACGGGGCAGAGGCAUCACGGUCCCCAAAUCUGCUGCGAACUGACAAGAGUGAGUCUGCCACUCUGCCGUUUGCGCCCCGCCGUUAUUAACUGAUGCCACAAGUUACUCCUGACCAGAAAAUUUUUCCAGAAAAAGGGCAGGUGGUGGCCCAUUCACCCCCAGCAGACACCAAGCCAUGCCAAGCUCCGGACCCGCGGCCCUUAUGAUUUAAAAUGUUUUACCCCUAUAGCAGUCUUUUACUUGGAAGCACGCAGCGCGCUUUUUGGGUGUCAGCUGAAUUGCUCGGGGCUGACCCAGCUCCACCACUGCUGGGCAGAGCUCUCCGCCCUCGGGCACCACUUUGCUCCAGCAAAUCUCAACUGCAUUUUAGCACAAAACUGCUGGAAGACGGAGCAAGAGGGGAGUCACCGCCAAGGAAAACAACCCAGGGGGAGACAGCCAGGCCUGAUCCCCAGCCCCGGAUCAGAAGCAGGCGCAGAACAGCAGAGAAACACCCAAAUAUAUGUAAAUGAGCCAGUUGACAGAGGGGAAGCGUCACGGAACCUCGUGUGGGCUCGUUCCUGCCAUCACCAUCGGGGUAGGGCGAGACCGCAUCCGGCACCGAGCCGGCGAGCGCCUCUGCUCCGCUGGGCCCCUGCGGCUGCACGGCCGCCCAAAAUGCUGCCAAAACGUCCUUAAUUCCGGCUCCCUCCAAGGCCCUGGCUGCCCAGGUCCUGGGGGAAAGGGAAAGUGCGGGAAGCUCCGGUCCCCCAGGUAAAACACCGUUGGAUAUUGCUUUCCCCCCGCCGUUGCAUGCGAUGCCUCGGGAAGCGGAGGGGUCGUUCAUCGGGACGGGAGCUGGGUUCGGCGUCGGUGCCCGAGGGGUGCCUGCAGGCGUGCAUCACUGCCAGCCUGAGCUUUAGCCUUAACCCGGGGAAGCAAGGCCUGGCUCAAAUCGGAUUAAGAUAAUUUGAGGCACUUCUGUGAUUUUGUUUACCUUUAGAUUGAGCGUAGACAUCUUGGAUUCACUACAGCCAAGUAGGAGCUCUUUACAAGCCUUGAUUUCAGAAGGACAUCUUGCUUGAGAAAGGGUUAAUAACCUGGGGGCUAGAGGGAGGGAGGCUCACAGCAAGUUUACUCUACACCAAAAAAGUACAUGUGCUGCUGCCAGCAUCUUACUGGCUGUUAUCUUCAAAAUAGAUAUUUCAAUACGUGCCUGUGUAUCAUCUCUUCAAUCUCGCCAUACCCCAUCUCAGCAAAGAAGCUGCCUGCUACUGAUAUUUGGAUUCGGGUCUUAUUUUGCAAUUUCCUUUUGAACAGCUCAUUUUUCAGAUUGUUAUCUCCUGCAGCAGCAUCUCCUGCCCCACAAUAGGAAAUGAGCCAUUUAAGAAUGACAGCCAUUUGAGAAGGAUAUUUGGGGACAGAUCAGUUCAAUAAGGGAGGGGGAAAAUUCCAGCAAGAAAUGUACUUUUUGCUUAGCAAUUUCCAAACUGUUUGGGUGAGUGGAAUUCCGCAGGAGACUGAUGAGGCUAUUGGUAAAGCUUUUGAUAAAUUACCCUGGGAGAUAUGUCAUAAAGAAAAUCAUAGAAUCUGAUCCAUAGGAUGGAUAAUGCCUUUGCUUUAACUAUCAAUCUAUCUAUCCGUCUAUCAAUCAUAUUAUCAUGGCUCCUUAAUCAUCGUAUCAAAGCUUUAGUUGAAGAUACCUCCCUAUGUUAGCCAUUUAUAAACACUAAGUAUGUAGGCAUUGAGUGAAGAUUUGAAGUGCUUUUUUGCAAGAGAAAGCUCACAAAAUAGAUGCCCUGGUUGCUGUUCAUGAUUAUAAACCUCUUCAGUAUUAUGGCCAAAAGUUGCAAGGCAAGGGGCUCAGCUCAGGUGUAUGUGUUUUCUGAUUAUGCACCUUAAGUCCUCUUAACUGCAACAAGAUUUAAGCACUCGCCUAGAAUUAAAUCAGAGGUGUCUCAAAUGCAGAGGUGUUGAAGGGCCCUGACCUUUCUCACUGGAUCUCGACCAAUGCAAGAUCCUGACGCCAAACCCAUGGCCUCCUUUUGGUUAUUUUCUUUUAUGGGAUUUUUUUUUUUUUUUUUCCCAGAUUACAAUUAUAAAAUAUUUUUUGCAGAUUUAAAAAAAAAAAAAAAAAAAAGAAUCGCAAGAGAGGAUUAAAGCAAGAAGAAUAAAUUUCAGUUCUUGCUGCUAUCAGCGCUGCGGUGGAGCCCAGAAGCUCCAGUCACCUAUCAGAUGUGACCGAGGCGGCAGUGUAUCAAACCAUUAAGCCCAGUGGUAGCGCCGGGGAGGGCGCGUGGCUGUGUGAGGGGUGCACACGAGAGAGGGACUCGCGCAGAGGGAGGGCUGGGAGCCUUUCCCCCACGUCUCCCACGCCGGAGCCCCCCUUUCAAGCGGCGAGCCUGAUCUUCAGCUGACGUGGAGCAGCGUGGAGCUCCGUGGCACCAUUUUGGUUGAUUGCCACCAGGGCUAGCUGCCUCUUUCUCUGUGCGUGUGCGUGUGUGCGUGUGUGUGUGUGUGUCCCAAGACCUCCGACGCUUCGCCGGGCAUCGCGCCGAGACGCUGGGCAGGGAGGAUGAGCACUUGCGAGUGGUGGGUGCUUGUUGCCAUCUCAGCUGUCACCUUGAUCCUCUACGCUCUCCUCUUGCUGACACUUUACAUCAUGCUCAGCAGGAAAAUAGCCAGCCACUCCGGCAGCGAGGCGGCGAGCAGCAGCCCCGCGGCACGGCCCCAGCCGCCUCCGGCCUCCGCAGCGGGAGGGGAAGGGGUGCCAAGACCAGCCUACGUGGGGAGCAGCGACACAUCUUCAGAGACCUCGGAGGACUCGGACAGCAGCCCUUCCUGCUCGCAGGGCCCUCGCUCAGAAGGAAACCUCAAUUACACAUCCCUGGUCUUCCCGGGGAAAGGCCACGGGCCAGGCUCCACCAGGGACUACGAGAACAUGAAGAUUAGGACAGACUACGUCAACGUGGACCCAAAGAAGAAGCAAGUGGAUUUCUGGCCCUGCUCCAGCCCCGUGGCAUCCGAUUCCAUCGAGUACACGGAGAUGAAGCUGUGACACCCAGGACGCUGCUGCGGGGUGUCGGGUCAGAUGCUGCCAGGACGGGGAGGUGCCCGAAGCCCCCGACAGCCGCACGCCCAGGGCUUCCCCUGGCCCUCGCCUCGGCCAGCGCCUGGCACGGGCUGACGCCUGCCAGCUUUUAUUCCUUGUAACACUCUAACCCGCUGAUACAAUUUGCUUGGUGUUUUACUUAAAUGCAUCACUGUUCCUGAAGGCUGCUGAGCAUGGGAUGGCGCAGGGAGGCAUUCCUCCUACCCAGGCUGAAAGGUACUCUCCAGUUUUGUGUGAUGGCCCUUUUCCUCAUUUCAUGAAAGCAAGUGAAACAUCCCCCCCUGCCCUUCAAAACGGGAUGCAGUUCUGGGAGGGAAAUUCAUUGGUCUUCAAAAUUCCCACUCAAACUGGCUGGCAUCUCCUCUGAAUGACGCUUUCUUUGCUGAUCGCUGUCACAAAAUAAUUUUAAAUACAGUUCCUCCACCAGCUUUGCCCUCACUGCCCGACAAGCCCUGUUCCAUCAACCUCUCCUGCUCCCCUUUUCCCUGGAUGCUCAAAAUCUUUCCAAGUCCCCGUCGUCCUCAGAGCUGUCGCUGGGGCUGGGGUGGCUCGACCCCUGGCUAUGCAUCAAAGGGGAUGCCAAGGAAGGAAGGUGGCCCUGCCAGGGAGCUUCCUCCCCCAGCUGAAAGCCGUCGUCAUCAGCCCAGCUGGCAAACAGCCGAGGGGUUCCCAGGGGAUUUAUAUCCCCCCUCCUUGGGUGGAGGGCCUGGGCUGGCUGCUGGUGCCUCUGGGCUGUGAGGGGGGCAGGACUGGACCAGAGGUCUCCCCAGGAGCACAGGCAAGUCAAAUCCUUCUGUGUCUGGUGGGGAGGGGUGAUAUUCCCUGUUUCCCACCUUUUGCUUUUCCUGCACCCAACGCCCUGGGUGCAGGAGUUGACCUCCCCCACCUGAGCGAUGCCUGUGCCCAGCAGAGCUGUGGAGGGGGGUUCAGUGCCCUGGGCUGGGGUGCACACCGCUGUCCCCCGGUGAUCUCGCACCACGUUUCACCUUUUCCUUAAGCACUGGUUUAAUUUCUAGGGGAACUGAAGUGCAGUGCUGCAAUUUUCUCUAACAAAACUGAGUUGGGGGCUCUCUAGCUUGCGGAGAUAAGCGUGGGAUUGUGAACUGAGUAUGCUGGGAAGGCUGUUAUCUCCUCAGAGGUGCUGCUUCCCCUGCUCAUCAGUGAUUACAAUUGUCGGGUCACCUUCAUGCUCCUGAGGUCCAGAGAGCCAGUGCCUGUCUGGGGCUCGCUGUCCUCUCCCUGCCGCAGCAAAUUGCGGCUGCAAAUGGGGCCCAGUUCCUCCCACCACGCUGCUUUUUGCUACUUAGGAUUUUUCAAGAAAUAAACUUUCAAAGUGCUGGGGAAGGGAAAAUUCUGCAGUAGCUGGGAGCUCUGUUAGGCCGAUGGAGCUGCUGUCUCCCGGUACAGCCCUCCUUCAUCAGGGAUGGAGCUGCCCCAAGAGCAUUUCAAAUCGGCUCAGCGGCGAUGUGCUUUAAUGAAAGGUUGUGAGACAAUUGAUUUGGUAUUGAUCUCGGGGUGUGUCAGGCACUCCUGGUUUUAAUGACCUUGUUGUGUGGAUCUGGCCUAACUUGAAGGACACACAAAGGGAAAUGUUCUAAAACCCCCCAAAUCUCUGGGAAACAUUGCUGAAGGCCAGGAGAGGUGUGUUUAUGGAACUGGAGGUGAGGCCAAAACCAGCUAGUGGGAGUUUCUGGAAAAACUGAUUCAAAUGCUUGGUGAUUAAAAAUUGAAAAUAA